Messenger RNA from Alligator mississippiensis (American alligator), 1477 nucleotides. It is a transcript of the gene VTN, whose product is annotated as vitronectin. Lineage: Eukaryota; Metazoa; Chordata; Crocodylia; Alligatoridae. Bases 50 to 1408 code for a protein of 452 amino acids. The transcript has 8 exons. Gene Ontology annotation, biological process: cell adhesion mediated by integrin; immune response; cell-matrix adhesion. Gene Ontology annotation, molecular function: extracellular matrix binding; polysaccharide binding; scavenger receptor activity. The record is from RefSeq and is a predicted model, not a curated record.
UGCCCGAGCCGCCCGGGUCAGAGUCAGUGCUCCCAGACCCUCGUGUGCCAUGGGGCUGCUGCUCCCAGCCGUGCUGCUGGGCCUGUUUGGCGUGGCACUCGCCGCCGAAGAGUCGUGCGUGGGCCACUGCGACGCUGCCUUCAACUCCAGUAUGAAAUGCCAGUGCGACCCACUGUGCGUGUACUACCAGAGCUGCUGCAGCGACUACAACAGCGUCUGCAAAACCAAAGUGACCCGCGGGGACGUGUUCACCUUCCCGGAGGACGACUACAGCUACUUCUACGGCAACAAAGGCGACCCCUUCGACCAGGGCACAGGGAGCCCUGAUGUGGCCACGACCUUCCCUGCCCCAAGCACGAGCGAGAUGUGGACUGAAGAGCCUACGCAGCAGUGGGAGCUGAGCACCGAUCCGAGUGUGACCACCGAGGCGCUGCCAGCUACGGUGGACUGGAACCAGGACGAGGAGCAGGAGGAGGCAUGCAGUGGGAAGACCUUUGACGCAUUCACCGACCUGAAGAAUGGCUCCAUCUUCGCCUUCCGAGGGAAAUACUUCUAUGAGCUGAAUGAGACCAGUGUGAUGCCGGGAUACCCUAAGUUGAUCCGGGAUGUCUGGGGGAUGGACGGACCCAUUGACGCCGCCUUCACCCGCAUCAACUGCCGGGGAAAGACCUACAUCUUCAAGGGCAGUGAGUACUGGCGCUUUGAUGACGGUGCCCUGGACCCCGGCUACCCGGCCAACAUCUCAGAAGGCUUCAAGGGCAUCCCUGAUGACCUGGACGCGGCCUUUGCGCUCCCUGCGGAGAACUACGCCGACAAAGAACGCGUCUACUUCUUCAAAGGCAGGCAUUACUGGUCCUACGAAUUCGCCCAGCAGCCGACCUGGGAGGAGUGCGAGGAGCAGGACUCCCAGUCGGCCGCGUUUUGGCACUUUGCCUUUCUGGUGGGCACCGACUGGGACAAUAUCUUCGACAUGCCCUUUGGCCUCAGCAGCAAAAGGAGCAGGGGCCCCCGCCUCAUCAGCAGGGACUGGCGGGGGUUGCCCAGCCGCGUGGAUGCCGCCGUGACGGGCAGGAUCUACCUCGCCCCACCCUCGCCCAGCAAGUCGCGGAAGAGGAAGUCGCGCCGGCAGCGUAAGCGGUACCGGCACCGGCCCUUCUCCCGCAGCCGGUCCUCCCGCCGCUUCUGGCCCUGGCUGCAGGACGACUCUGAGUCCUGGGAGCUGGACAGCGACUGGGUGUACAUGGGCACCCGGUGCCAGCCCGUCCAGAGCAUCUACUUCUUCGUGGGAGACAAGUACUACCGAGUCAACCUGAAGACCAUGCGUGUGGACUGGGUGCACCCUCGCUACCCGCGGCCCAUCGCCCAGUACUGGCUGGGCUGCCCCCGGCUGGAACCGAAGAGAGCCUGACGGGGACCUGCCGCCCCCUUGGUGCCGCCCCAGCUUCUGCUGGAGCCAAAUAAACAGUGAGUUGAGGCA